Molecule: messenger RNA, 1209 nt
Organism: Arabidopsis lyrata subsp. lyrata
Lineage: Eukaryota; Viridiplantae; Streptophyta; Magnoliopsida; Brassicales; Brassicaceae
Exons: 2
Coding region: 16-1122 (368 amino acids)
Source: RefSeq, a predicted model, not a curated record
AUAGAAACCUUCGAGAUGGCUGGGAAUAAACAAAACGACGAAGUACCAAGGAAGCAGCAUACGCGGGAAGGCCCCGAGAAGGAGAAGCGGGUACUCAGAGUAUCCCCGAGGAGGAAACUCUCUCCGACAAAGCCGCCGGAGGAAUUGGGCAGUACAAGUGUUGCUCCGACUGAAGAUCUUAUAGUUGAAGAGUUACCACCAAGACUCUUUGCUAUAGACCAGUACCCUUCGAAGACGAAGAUGAACGCGUACUCCAAACCGGAGUACAUUUCUGACAUAGCGCAAGUUCUUAAGGGAAAACCUGAGAUGCAGAUGCUUCUCGUCUCUCCAUUUGGGUACCUUUUUGGAAUACCUGCUAACAAGUCUUCCUUCUCAGGUAAGCUUGUGCUUGGAUUAAUAUGCUUUCAGUUAGUGACAAAUAAAGUGAAUGAGAUGUGGAUGGUUUUCGGUGGUCAUCCAAUCAAAUUUGGACUAAGAGAAUUUAGUAUGGUAACUGGGCUGGAAUGUGGGGUGUAUCCCAAGAAGAAAGACGUGGAGGCUGUGCUAAAGGUUAAACCUGGGUGUAAAAAAGUCUGGGAUGCUCUGUUUGUGGAGAAGUUUGGGGAGGAUGCGAUUCCAUUAGUGCAAGAUUUGGUGGCCUGGCUGAAGGAGGAUACCACCAUGGAUGGGUGGAAGCAACUGGCUCUAUCACUUAUAAUCCUGGUAGAUGGUGUGAUAGCGUGCGGUAAAAACCCAAUCAGGCCUCAAGAUACGACUGUUGAGAUGACGAAGAACGUGAAGUUCUUCUUGAAAUACCCAUGGGGAAGGCUGUCUUUUACCCGUACUUUGGAGAGGAUAGCAAACUUCCAAACCCCUUCAGAAGCUCAAAAACUUAUAAGGUGUGUAAAGGAUGGGUCUUAUGCACUACAUGGAUUCCCAUUAGGACUCCAGCUGUUUGCGUUCGAAACAAUCCCAUCCCUUGCUAAGCUAGUACCUGAUGAUGAAGCUAACAAGACAUUUACUCAGAGGUCUAUCCAUCAUCUUGCCUCACUGCGGGCAAUCAGGACAUCCAGCAUCUUGGAGUGUGAGGCUGCUGAAGAGGUAUGUACAAUUGUUUAUGUACGUACAUUAUUUAAAAAGUAAGUGUACAUUCUCUAAGUGGUUAACAAACUUAUUGGUGUAGGUUGAGGUAACCUAUCUUGUGAAACCAGAGGAAAAUAUUUGUCCUCC